Molecule: messenger RNA, 1176 nt
Organism: Penicillium expansum
Lineage: Eukaryota; Fungi; Ascomycota; Eurotiomycetes; Eurotiales; Aspergillaceae
Exons: 3
Coding region: 1-1176 (391 amino acids)
Source: RefSeq, a predicted model, not a curated record
AUGGAACUAAUGGUUCGAUCAUCAUUCUCGGAUCCGGGUAGUUUCUUUGGGCUGAUGAGCAUGUGCGCUGCACAUCGAGCCGUUCUCGCAAGCCAGCGAUCGGGUAAUUGGGACUCGGUGCUUACCAACGACCCUGACUAUUGUAUGAUGAGAGCAAAGUCCAUUCAAGAGAUGAGCGCAAAAGUACGGGAUCCGAGUCGCAGACUCAGCAAUGAGGCAUUUGAUACCAUAAUCAACCUUCUCACUGGUUCGCUGAUUAUCGGAGAGUUCAGCGAGGUUCAUACUCAUCUAACAGGGCUAAAAAGUAUGGUUGAUUUGCGGGGUGGAAUAACAGACGAGAGUAUUCGUUCUUCCUCAAUGUUAUCUGCCAUUAUCACAACCGACAUCAAGGCCGCCUCGGGCCUAAUGACCAAACCCGUCUUUCCAUUAACUUGGGAUGCACAGCCAAUCCCUUCGGAGAUCCAACAACGAAUCAGACCACUGGCUUCAUCGCCUCUCAACAGACUAGGCACGGGAUUUUCGGCCAAUACAUUCCUCAGCCCCUCCUUAUUGAAAAUUAUAAGUGUGCUUCGUGACAUGGUAUUCUUUAGCAUCACUUAUCAGACAAAUCCUACAGUCAUUAAACCUGGCGACCAAGACUUUUUCCGCAUCCUCAAUUGCGAAGCAGAGCACCAACUUCUCAGCUAUAUCUAUGCAGAAGGCUCCCCCAACCCGGAGCCCAAUCUUCAUCCGGUUGAAGCAGUCACUCGAGUGGCAUCUAUUUGUUAUCUCAAUCAUUUCCUGAUUGUCUCGCCUUCAUCAUCUGGGUUGGGUCGAGCCCUUACGAAACACCUCAAGACAGCGUUGGAUGGCUGCAAAUUGUCUCUUCUUGUGGGAUUACCAAACCAAACCUUUGGACUUUAUGUUUGGGCUUUAUUUGUCGGAGCCCAAGGUGCCCUUGGCCAACCUGAGAGACAAUGGUUUGUAGAGCGGCUGGCCCGUGUUGCAAUGAUAUGUGGAUGGCAAUCAUGGGAGCAAAUUUCGAAACUUAUGACUGAAUUUUUCUUUGUUGCGGCUUUGGACAGCUUAAAUUGGCGCUCUAUCUGGGACGAAGCGAUGACUGGGUUUGUUAUAUCCGAGUCGGAGGAACUGGAAUUCUCAUCUCUUCUUGGAACGGGUGCACUCUCCCUUACUUAG